UAAAGCUUUCAAGAACUCUAAUAGCAUUUUCCAUUUCACAAGCCAAGCUGAGAGCAAAACAGAGGUUACUCUGUUUCCCCUGUUUGGUUCUGUUUUUCUUUGUUUCUUUUCCCUUUGUUUGCUUUUUCUCUGUUUCCAUAUGCUCGCUUGGAGCAAACGAUCGAUCAUGGUAGCCUCUGGCUAUUCUCAACUCAGAGAAAUAGCUGCUACCGAAGCUUUUCUUGUCGAUGAAUCCUCUUUCGACAACAUCAAACUUCAGAAGGCGAACGCGAUCAAGAAGCAUCGGCAGCUUCAAAAGAUUGCAAACUUGUUCAGGUUCAUAGAGAUAUGUCUUGUUCUUGCAUUGAUUUCGAGGUUUUCGAUUGGACUCCCAGUUGCUGUCAAGAACUCUAGUGAAUACUUCAAGGACUUAACUGUCAUCCUUGCAAGCCCUCGCUUUAUUUUCAUAGUUGGAAACGCGAUAGUCAUCACACUUUUUGCAAAGUCAGGCCAGUUUUCCGCUCAAGAUUCCACUGGAAAGAAAUCAACAAAUGAUUUUUACGAAGAGUUUGUCAGAAAGAGCGAAAGGAGUCGGGGCAUGCACCGAUAUGAAGUUGAGUGCAGACAAAAACAGAGCACUUGCGUACAAGAGAAAGUUACAGAAGAAGCUGUCGCAUCCUUGGAAAUUAAGAAAUAUCAAAGAAGCCAAUCACAAAAAUUGGAACAAGCUAAUCGUAGUAACUCCUGCAAGGAAUUGAGGCGGGUAGCGACAGAGAAAUGCAGGAGAAGUGUUGAUAAUAGUGAAGGAUGGAUGAAGAUAUCGUAUCCUGAAGAUAGCAUGAGCAACGAGGAGUUCCGGUGCACAGUGGAGGCUUUCAUUGCUAGGCAAAAGAGGAUUAGAAGAGAUGAGGAAAACUCUGUAUAAACAAACAUAAGUCUUUUUCUUUCUUUCUUUUUUUUCCCACUUUUUUCUUCCCUCCACCUUUGUAUUACUGGGGUGUCUUGUACAUUGCUAAAUCAUUUCUGCAAUGUAGAUUAUCUAAUUGUCUGUUUUUAUUUCUUAAA
This is a messenger RNA of Ricinus communis (castor bean), 1044 nucleotides long. RefSeq lists its product as uncharacterized. Lineage: Eukaryota; Viridiplantae; Streptophyta; Magnoliopsida; Malpighiales; Euphorbiaceae. The transcript has 2 exons. Bases 140 to 904 code for a protein of 254 amino acids. The record is from RefSeq and is a predicted model, not a curated record.